GCAACGGCUAUCUCCAACACACCCGACCCGACCCCAGCGUCUCUAACAAUCUCCACCGUCAAAUUCCAAACACUCACCGGAUUUGCGACUUCCCUCCCUAAUGUAACAUUCAAAAUAGGAAGAUGGUUCGAACUCCAAUCCAUUAAUAGCCGCGGCCGCUUCAAUCGCCCGAUUCAGCCUUAAUCGCCGCCUUUAUGAAGGAAGAGGACGAUUACCAUGAAACCAGCUUCGGCUCAUCUGCAUUCUCCAAGCGGCCGCCAUCCCUGGUCUCACUCUCUCCUUUCACCCCUGCACCGUCCCCGGCCCCUCGCCGCCUCUCCAGCUCCUUCUCCCAACCCAGCGAGCCCGUCAGGGUCAAAAGGCAGCUCGCAUGGGUAUCCCUGCAGGGACGCCUCGUCGGAGCAGAGGAAGCAAGUUCAGCUAGGGCAAUCGGCGGUGGAUUGAGUCCGGAAGAAGCUCUGGCUUGGGACCUUUUCACUCCCAUUCAACGGGUUCUUGUGGUUGCUGUUAUUGCCGUGGCCACUGCUAAUUCGAAGAAAACUAAACGCAUAUCUCUGCUUGAGAAGUCUGUUCAACUAAGGGAUGAGGUGCUUUCCAGAAUGCAGGAGAAGCUUGAUAAUUUAUGCGAGCAGGUCAAUUAUUUCAAGGACCAACCUGAGCCUGCUGCUAAUAUUUGCUGGCUUUGUGAGGAACACAAACAUUUGCCUAAACAUCUAUCCAUGCAGAAUGGUUCAGCAAGGAAGUUGUCAAUGGGCGAAGAAGAGGAGUUAUUAUUGAAUGAAGCAGAACCAGAGGAGCGCCGAAUGUCUGAUUUGUCAGACAUGGCUCCUAGCGUGGCUUCGUCUGCUGAUAUUCAGGUGAACACUGCAACAGUUCAUCAUGCUAUCUUUAACCUCCGGCGCAACUGUGAAGAAAAGGAUGCAACCAUACAUAGGCUAUCUGCCUGUUUACAAUCAUCUGAAACUCUAGGUUCAAAGAGGAUCGCAGAGCUAGAAGAAAUCAUCUGUAGGAAGAAUAUGAUCAUUUCCGAACUGAAAAAGGAGAUAUCGGUUUUACACCAGAAGGUGAGUCUGAUAUGACAAUAUUGCUGUGAAAACAUAUUCUUUUCUAGUGGACUGAUUAUGUGAAAGUAACAUGAUGUACCACUCUCACUGAGCAAUGUUUUCACACUAAACAGACCACUAAACAUAAACCUUAAAGUAUAUCUUUUGCAAUGAGGUAGCUAUUAACUAAUCCAUAAUUGAAAUCUGCUUCUGAGGUUAACUAUGUUGGAUGCAAUCAAGUCUAUAUUAAAGGAUAUAAAAAUGCCAAAGUUCUUUUGAAACGGAAUGCUUUGGAUGUUUCAUUGUGAACAGGUGUCCAACCUGAUAAGAGUACAACCAAAACGCUCUUUCUCAACAGUUCCCAGCCCAAGCAACAUGCAUCAUCCUGUUUUGACAGAUAAUAUUAUCUAUGAUAUGGAUAGCACGACUAGCCCUUCGUCUUCAGAUUCAGAUAACUCUCCAAGGAUCAGACCCCAAUCUGCUGCUACGUAUGUUGAGGCUACACCCAAUAAUAACAUGGAGAAAGCUAGAAGGAAAAAAGAGCAGAAAUUGGUUCUGGAGAAGAAACCUGCGAUAGUGAAUGUGACAGAAAGGCAUCUUUAUUCCAGGCCAGUGAGCCCUUUGAGUGAAAUCUCUUUGAAUAAUUCCGGCAGUUCUAUUACCAGUUCAAAUUCAAAACAAGCUUCUUCUAGAAUAGAACUUACUAGCAGGAGGAAACCCCCUGUCAGGCCCAAGCUUACCAGUCAUCAGAAGAGAUGGGUUUAGCAAGUACAUAAAAAAAGCUAAAGAGUGCUUGUAUUGUAUCUUGAAGUUAUUUAUCAGUUCGUCACUUUUUCUAAUUAUCAUACAGAUAUGCAGAUAUAUACCAGUGACGAUGGGAUAUAUAAAAAUAUUAAACCGAACUUUAGGCCUAAAUUAAC
Molecule: messenger RNA, 1963 nt
Organism: Cuscuta europaea
Lineage: Eukaryota; Viridiplantae; Streptophyta; Magnoliopsida; Solanales; Convolvulaceae
Source: the annotation of a GenBank genome assembly